AGUGAUUGAGUAAUUGUUGCAACAAUCAAUUUAGCUAAGUACAGUACUGAAGUUCUCGUCCCUCUGAAUGUUUAGUAAAGUACUAGAGCGAUUUCGGCUCAAAUGGAAGUCAUACCGACACCGAUUUUUACCUUGGAUUGUCCUAAACAUGUCUAAAAAUGAAAAAACACUUCGACAAGUCAAAGGACGUUGUGAGGACAAGUUGAUCCCGGACGAAGCGGUGUCACGGAAACUCCUGCAACUCUUCCGAGUUCUCCACGGGGCGAAUCAUCGUGCAGAGCUCGGUAACUUCCGCUGCCAGGUAAUGAGUGACAAAGGGCAUUGUGUACAUGAUGCCAUGUUCCAAUCUCUUGGAUUCUGCAUCGACCGGAAGCCCAGCACACUUCCCCAUGCAGGAACUGGAGUGUUUGUCACCAGGGGGUUGGUACCUAAGGGAGCAACAGUCGCCAUGUAUCCUGGCACCAUCUACCAAGCAUAUGAGCCUAUUCUCCUCCAAUCCAUCAGAAAUCCAUUUGUCUUUAGGUGCAUAGAUGGUGUCUUGGUUGAUGGGAAUGAUAAAGGGAUCUCCAAGAUAGUGUACAAUUCAUGCAGUGGCAGAGACCAAAUGGGCCCUUUCACAACGAAUGAUACCACUUGGCUAACAUCCACUCCGCAGAAUCCGCUGGCAGUGGGUCAGUAUGUGAACAACUGCUCCAAUGAGAUGCCCGCCAAUGUGUGCUACCAGGAGUUUGAUGUUUCUGACACUUUUCCCAUUGAGUUUCGGUACUAUCUUCCCAAUGUCAACUACAGCCCGCUCUCACAGAGACCUCUUCGUUGUGUAGUCCUUGUAUCACUCAGAGACAUUACAGAAGGAGAGGAGCUAUUUUCCAAUUACUACACUAUUGUGCACUCGAAGCGACAAAAUAAAGAAGUCCGGGAAUAAUAAAA
Syngnathus typhle (broad-nosed pipefish) is the source of this 927-nucleotide messenger RNA. RefSeq names its product SET domain containing 9 (gene setd9). NCBI's taxonomy places the organism in Eukaryota, Metazoa, Chordata, Actinopteri, Syngnathiformes, Syngnathidae. The record is from RefSeq and is a predicted model, not a curated record. Gene Ontology annotation, molecular function: protein binding. Bases 68 to 922 code for a protein of 284 amino acids. The transcript has a single exon.